This is a messenger RNA of Acanthaster planci (crown-of-thorns starfish), 3711 nucleotides long. Its product is annotated as b(0,+)-type amino acid transporter 1-like. Gene Ontology annotation, molecular function: L-amino acid transmembrane transporter activity. Gene Ontology annotation, biological process: amino acid transmembrane transport. Lineage: Eukaryota; Metazoa; Echinodermata; Asteroidea; Valvatida; Acanthasteridae. The record is from RefSeq and is a predicted model, not a curated record. Gene Ontology annotation, cellular component: membrane.
CGUGUUUGUCGGGUCUACAAAAUCGUUUGGGCUGGUCACCAUUGCAGUUUAUGCUCAAGAAGUCAACAUGCCGUCGACAUUCUUAGAUGGUCAAAAUGACGGGAUGGAGACAAGGGGCCAGGCUCCCCGACGGUUGCGGUCGUCCAAUUCAACAAGUCAAGAUACCGAAACGGCCGGAACUGUCAAGCUAAAGAGGGAAGUGGGUUUGGUUAGAGGAGUAGCAAUCAUUAUGUGUGGAAUGAUUGGUUCUGGAAUCUUCAUCUCACCAAAGGGGAUUCUCCAAAAAGCUAACAGCGUGGGAAUGAGCAUCAUCAUCUGGUUUGUUUGUGCUGCGGUUUCUUUGAUGGGUGCCUUGUGCUAUGUCGAGUUGGGAACCGUCAUCCCCAAAGCUGGUGGCACUUAUCAGUACAUUCUACACGCCUAUGGUGACUUCGCCGGGUUUUUGGUGUCCUGGGCCACCGUAGUCAUUAUGAAUCCAUCUGGCUCUGCGCUGGUUUCCAUUACUUUCGGCACCUAUGUAGCUGGUUACAUCAUCCCUGGUGACUGUGAACCUCCGAAAGAAGCCGUCCGGCUUAUUGCUACUCUGGCUGUCAUGAUAUUUGUGUUCAUCAACUGCGUCAGUGUUCGUCAUUCCACUAGUGUGAUCGUAAUUCUGACGAUUUCAAAAGUUACAGCUUUACUAAUCAUUAUUGUCACAGGCAUCGUGAAAUUAAUUCAAGGAAACUCAAAGUACCUUAAUCCAGAAGUGUCGUUCACAGAAUCUAACAGUGAGAUCUUCAGUUACGGUACAGCAUUGUAUUACGGUUUCUGGGCCUACGGUGGAUGGGACAAUUUGAACGAUCUGUCGGAGGAGUUAAAGAAUCCAGCAAGAAAUCUACCUUUGGCAAUUAGUAUUGCCAUACCAACAGUGACUGUCAUUUAUCUCCUGACUAACAUCGCCUAUUUCACUGUCCUAUCACCGACUGAGCUACUUGCAUCCAGUGCUGUUGCAGUGUCAUUCGCCGAGCAAACCCUGGGAGUCAUGGCUUGGCUGAUCCCGUUGGGAGUGUGUAUAUCUACCGCAGGCAACCUUGUGACCAGUUUCUUGUCCAAUACAAGGAUAGCAUUUGCUGCGGGGAGAGAAGGCCAUAUGCUGCACAUCUUAUCCAUGGUCAAUGCCAAGUGUAAUACGCCACUCCCUGCCAUAGUCUUACAGGGACUCCUUUCGGUGGUACUAAUAAUGAUCGGUGACUUCAAUUCGAUCAUCAAAUACCAUAGUAUUGCGCGUUGGGUUUUCGUUACGGCUGCCUUUGCAGCGGUGUUUGUGCUGCGGCGUAAAUAUCCGGAUGUAUACAGACCCUUCAAGGUCAAUAGUUUGGUCGCCAUCCUUGCAGUUGCUAGCUCUGUCUUCAUGGUUCUAGCACCGGUCAUUUCGGAUCCCACGCUUGAGUACCUCUACGCAUUGGUCUUGCUCGCAGUGGGCAUCCUGGUCUACAUUGUGUUCGUGCGAGGAAAAAGACAACUUCCAUAUAAAGUGACGCUGUUCUGCCAGAAGUUAUUUUUCGUCGUUCCAUCUCGUCCUUAGGAUAAUGCAUAUAGGCCUAGGGCAAAGACAGGCCGAGGCUUGAACAGGUGGACCUAUUCCCUUCUCCCGGAUGAUUGCCUCUCUUCUUCAAAAUGUAUACAAAGAACAUUAUCGAAGGCUGGGUAAAAAGAAUGAUGCUAUACAAAUUGGUCUGAUGUAUACGUUCCUUUACUGUUUGAACAGUUAAAAUAGUUAAAAUGCCCAUAAUUAUUAAUGUAAAUGAAACAAUAGAUAUAACAUAUUAUAACACCUCAUUCACAGAUUCUGUAUCUUGAUUUGCCGAAAGUGUGUCAUAUGACAGUUGUUAGUUUGAUCAUCUUUGUACUACCAAUGCAAAAAGACUAUACACAAGCAGUCUCGCUCUGAAAAAGAACCAUACCCGUAGCAACUAAAGAACUUUAUCCGUAGCAACGAAACCAUGAAUAGUACCCAGGCAUGUAUUUCGGCUUAUAGCUUAAACCUUUAUCUGUCACUCUCUAACCCGUUGAACCAAGCUCCGUACUAGCUUAAUAAAACGUCCUAAAGAGAACGUGAUUAAACAUCAGCUGGUCAAAAAUUUCGACAGAGAAUCACACGGUUUGGUACAUACACGUAUAUUACAUUCAUAAAUCUCGCGAUAAGGGUUGGGCCAAUUAUGUUUUCAACAGCACAUAAACAUCUGUUAUAAAAGCUUCUAUAAAUAUUCACGAUGCCCACCAUCGCUGCCUCAAUGUUCCAAGCGCGGGAAGAGAUGAUAGCUAACAAUCGACAAAAGUCAUUCGAGGCAAAUUAAGAAUUUUCUGGAAGCAGCCAUGUUCCUGAGGGUGAAAGUAUUUGCAUAGCACCCUCUGUUGGCUAAAGGGUCUUAGGUUGCAAAGUCAUUAUACAUUCUGUUACACAUUGCACAUGCUUCAAGUGAUUGGUGGAAUUGCAUAAAAUUAGUUUUACGAGUUUUACGAGUAUCCUUAAAAUUGGGCUACAGACGUUAUUUACUUUCAUUUAUUUUUUUAUUUCAACAACGUCGGAGUAUAAAGUGUAGUUUGUAUACGUGAUUAGAUUGAGUUGAUAGCUGAAGGAUUUGGGGAAUCAUUUUUGAUUAUUGGAACAAUGUAUUCACCAGUUAUUUUCAUAUUAUACAUGUAAAAAAGUCAUACUGGUGGGCCUGACGUUUCGAUUUUAGCAGAAUUUUUCUUGUACUGCUUCUGAGAAAGAUUCUGUCAGGACAGGAUCGUCAGGCCUGCCGUUGUUUAAAAUUGUAUCUUAGGUCAUUGCAGCCAGCAAGCAGUUUGCAGCAUUUCUUUCUAUUGUAUAUUUUCGUUAAAGUAUUACUCACACCUUUUCCACCUGCUGACAGUUUUUAAGGCUUUUUCCAGCCAUUUAUGGUCAAAAUCAUUAACGUGCAGUUUGAUAUUUGAUGAAAAUUGACAUUUUAGUUCGUUUUCAGUUGCCUUUUCUGAAGUGGUCUUGGUUUUUGUCUGAGAGGGAGAGACAUGGGCGCACACAAACACAUAUCAGCUAGAAACAUCUAUUUUUUGAGAGAUAUGUUAUACGAACUAAGAAAGAUUCUUACAUCAGGAUUUAAGUCGAUUAUUCACGUUACGUAGAUGUACAGUGCAAGCUUGCUGUGAAAGUCGUAGGUUUCGGAACAACACUUGGCCAAGCAGUUAAGGCAGUUGCUUUUGAGGAUUUUUACUAACCUUUUCUUUAUUGGGAAAGAGAUGGAUAGACAUUUGAAAGCCCUUUCGCUCCUUGUCAUAGUUGACCUGAAUUGACCGACCGUCGUAUUGCCUUUGGGCUUGGGUUAAAACAAAUUAAUGCUUGUCGCAUUAAUUUCACUUGAUUUAAUGUGUCUUAGGUGAAAUUAGAUUUAAGCCAUUUAUAAUGUAAAACAGCACAAACUUAUAUAGAUUCCUGUGCUAGCUGGAUUUAUUGUCUUUUUUGUUCUUUAUUUUUCUGUAGUUAUUUUACAUAACACUUGUUCCAUUUUAUUAACAACUAUAGGUCUAUUUAAAAAAAACUGCUCAUUAUGUUUGAUAAUGUAUAAAAAUUUUUUACAUUCUUUAAAACAAAACUGACACUGGUCAAAACAGACUCAGAAAUGUCAAUUGUGUCAUCAAAACAUGCACAAUGAGAAACGCCCUCCACAGUGAUGUAGGCCUAUUACUGUU